Messenger RNA from Penicillium oxalicum, 2037 nucleotides. RefSeq names its product putative copper amine oxidase. Gene Ontology annotation, molecular function: copper ion binding; primary methylamine oxidase activity; quinone binding. Lineage: Eukaryota; Fungi; Ascomycota; Eurotiomycetes; Eurotiales; Aspergillaceae. The record is from RefSeq and is a predicted model, not a curated record. Bases 1 to 2037 code for a protein of 678 amino acids. Gene Ontology annotation, biological process: amine metabolic process. The transcript is spliced from 3 exons.
AUGAUUCAUCCCCUCGCCAUUCUCUCGGAGACCGAGACAAAUCUCGCCCGCGAUGUCGUUCGAGAGGCUCAUCCUGAUACAGUCAUCGAUUUUCGUGAGAUUUUUCUCCAGGAGCCCCCCAAGGCGCAAUUGAUGGAGUUUCUCAUGGUUGAACACGCCGGACGGUUGAGUCCAACAACUCCCCGGCCCCCUCGAUGGGCCCUUUGUCAGUACGAUGUCAUAGGGAGCGAUCGGAUCCCACAGUUUCACGAGUCCAUCGUCGACGUAGUGAACUCGAAGCGUGUGAAGCAUACCGUUGUGGGUAAACAGCACCAUGCCAGUCUAACCUUAAGCGAGUUCGACGUCUUGGUGGAUCGCUGUAUGAGCUCAGAAUUGUUUCAAGCCGCCCUGGCGGAAUUUCGCUUGCCCGACGGCUUCGAGGUAGUGAUUGAGCCCUGGCCUUACGGUGGUCUCGAUGAUACCGACGAGAACCGGCGCUACUUUCAAGGUCUCUGUUUUGCCAGAGACACUCGAUCGGGGAACCCGGACUCGAAUUUCUACUCUUAUCCAUUGCCCGUUAUCCCCGUCAUGGAUGCGCACACUCAGACAAUUAUCCGCGUCGACCGUCCCGCAACAGGGGGUAAAGGCGAUGGCUUGGCGGCACAAACAUUCCAGGCCGACAUCAUCGGACAUUGCAAACCAUCCGAGUAUGUACCCGAGUUGCUGCCAGAAGGCACUCGCCAAGACCUCAAGCCGUUGAAUGUGGUCCAGCCGGAUGGACCGUCCUUCAAAGUAACAGACGAAUCCUUGGUGGAGUGGCAGCGAUGGCGCUUUCGAGUGGCAUUCAAUCCACGAGAAGGAGCUACGAUACAUGAUGUCUGGUACGAUGGUCGCAGCGUAAUGCACCGUCUGGCGAUAAGUGAAAUGUCGCUCAUCUUGGGUUUCACUCAGACUGUACCAUACGCCGACCCUCGGCCACCAUUUCAUCGGAAGCAGGCUUUUGAUUUCGGUGAUGGCGGUGGCGGAAACAUGGCGAACAACCUGUCGUUGGGUUGUGACUGCCUUGGUGUGAUCAAAUACUUUGACGCGGUGAUCACACAGGCAGAUGGCACCGCUCAGAAACUGCCCAAUGCUAUCUGCUUACACGAACAGGAUAAUGGGAUCGGAUGGAAACACUCCAAUUGGCGUACGGGUCGGGCUGUGGUCACACGGCACCGCGAACUGGUCAUCCAGUUCAUCAUCACUUUGGCCAACUACGAGUACAUCUUUGCGUACAAAUUUGACCAGUCCGGUGGUAUCACCGUGGAAUCGCGGGCGACGGGCAUUCUCAAUGUGGUCAACAUUGAUGAUGGCAAGACGAGCGAGUAUGGUAACGUCGUCAGCGGUGGAGUCCUUGCGCAAAACCAUCAGCACAUUUUCUGCGUCCGUAUGGAUCCGGCCAUCGAUGGAACGAACAAUUCAGUUAUGGUCGAAGAGUCGCAUCCCGUCCCUAUGAAUGCGGCGACCAACCCUCACGGGAAUCUCUACCAGGUCAACAAAAAGACCGUCGACCAAGCCACCUUCAUAGAUGCCGCCCCUCACCUCAACCGUACAAUCAAGAUGGUCAACCCACACAAACUCAACCCGAUCAGUGGGAAUCCCGUCGGGUACAAGUUCAUUCCCCUCGCGACACAAUUGCUCCUGGCGGACCCCAAAUCUGUGCAGGCUCGUCGCGCACAAUUUGCCCAGCAUCACGUUUGGGUGACCAGGCACCGUGAUGGCGAGCUUUAUGCUGGUGGACGCUAUACAUUGCAGAGUCAGCAUGAGGUCGAGGGAGUGGCUGAUGCGGCGCGUCGCGGGGAUCGCGUGUCCGACACAGAUGUUGUCAUCUGGAACACGUUUGGCAUCACUCAUAAUCCGCGCGUAGAGGAUUGGCCAGUGAUGCCGGUCGAGAUCUUCCAGUUGAUGAUUCGACCAGCCGACUUCUUCACGGCUAAUCCAUCAAUCGAUGUGCCAUCCAGUCGGAACGGUUCAUCGCGGCUAGUGGAUUCGGAAUGUUGCCAAAAGGCUCGUAUAUAA